Molecule: messenger RNA, 609 nt
Organism: Nezara viridula (southern green stink bug)
Lineage: Eukaryota; Metazoa; Arthropoda; Insecta; Hemiptera; Pentatomidae
Source: the annotation of a GenBank genome assembly
AUGAAAACAACAGAUACAGCUGGCCAAAGCCCCAAAAAAGCUUCGCCGGGAGGAAAAGCAGCUCAAGAUUUAGAAGCUCUGAUAACAAAUGAUCUGGAGAGAAAAAUUGUAGAAGCGUUUGAAGUAUUUGAUCACGCGGGUAACAAAACCGUGGAUAUUAGAGAAGUUGGUACCAUCAUAAGAUCUUUAGGCUGUGUUCCCACUGAGGCAGAAAUUCAAGAAAUUAUUGUAAAUGUCGAAGACCAAGAAACGUCUGGCAGUGUCCAUUUGUUUAAAUUUCUUCCAUAUGUUGCUGCUGAGAUAUCUGAAUAUAAAAUGCAACCAGCUUCGGCCGAAGAAUUACUCAAAGCGUUUGAAACGAUUGACAAAGAGAAUAAAGGUUAUAUCCUAAGAGAUUAUAUGGAAAAGUUGAUCAUGGAAGAAGGAGAACCCUUUACGAGAGAAGAAGUGGACGAAAUGAUGACGGUGGCAAAAGACCCUGACUCAGGGAAUGUUAAUUACGAGUAUUACAUUAAUCAGAUAAUGGUGAAAGUUGAACCAAACAUAUACACCCUUAUUCCUCCUCCCGAAGAAAAACCCAAGCGGGAACUCGGUGCUGGCUUGAUUUAA